AAGGUCACUGGAGGUCAGCGGGGGACGACUACACAGACAUGACAUUAAACCUCAGCAGAGGUGACAGGAUGCAAACGAGCCCCACAGCCAUGCUGCAGCAUCUGUGCGUGAUUGAGGGACAUUAUGGCCACGCGCCCUCUGCCGCCUCCUCUUCCAUUUCUCCUCCUCUCCCUCCCUCGAGCCCAAGUAGGAUGCUAACACAACAGCUGGAGCCCAAGGUGGUUCGAGCCGAUCCCCAAGGCAGGAGGAGACACAGCUCAGAGACAUUCUCCUCCACUUCCUCCUCAAAUUCAACUCCCUCUGGAGGAGGCCCAUCAUCCUCAACACCCCUUCCCACACUGUCUAACCCCACAGCCACCAACGGAUCUUAUCUAACAGAGGGUCAUGCUUCCAGAUGGGCCAGCUCAGCAUCUUUUGACAGUGUGUGGAUGUCUGUGGAGGGUGUAGAUGAUUCACCGGCUCACCAUGCCCCAGCAAGAGCCAUGGAAAUGAUCACAGCCUCUGGGACCUCAGCAUCCUCCUCCUCCUCCUCGGGGGCUGGAGCCAGUAGGGUGUGCAGGAACAUGUCUGUGGGCUACCAGAAUGGCCUGAACUACAUUGCCUUGGAGCUGAGGGAGGACGGGAGUGAUACAGGAGCCAUGACGUCGGGAGCUGUUAGCAGCAAUGGGAGCUUGGCGGUGGCGGGGACAGUGCCUCUACCAGAGAAUGGAGCCUAUGCCAGUAUAGACUUCACCAGAUCUGAUGGAGUCGCCACAACAAACAAUGACUGAGCACCAGGAUGACAGAGGUUCCUCACCAUCCUCCUCCUCCUCCUCCUCACUGCUUUCCUCUGGGCACUUGACUCUGCCUGCGACCUUUGGCCUUCUCUAUCGGUGACCUCUGACCUUCCUCCAGACUGAGAUGCCGCUCCCUUCUGGAUGCAGAAAACAACAACAAUAACAUCACAAUAGAUGACAAAAAUGCUUGCAGUUAUUUUUUUAGGUGUAUUUCUUCUUUUAAUUUUCUUGUGUUUUAUAUGCAUAGUGUGUCCUAUU
Molecule: messenger RNA, 1034 nt
Organism: Monopterus albus (swamp eel)
Lineage: Eukaryota; Metazoa; Chordata; Actinopteri; Synbranchiformes; Synbranchidae
Product: insulin receptor substrate 2-B-like
Exons: 2
Coding region: 39-770 (243 amino acids)
Biological process (GO): insulin receptor signaling pathway
Cellular component (GO): plasma membrane; cytosol
Molecular function (GO): phosphatidylinositol 3-kinase binding; insulin receptor binding
Source: RefSeq, a predicted model, not a curated record